AUGGAACUAUAUCCAAGAACUAUUUCAUGGGGAUAUGGGAACGACACCAUUUGGGAGGAGUACAUUGACAUCUCAUUUACCGUUGCAAACUGUGCAGUAUUAUUCUCGACCUCAUUUGUCGGCAUUGCAGCGAAUGUGUUUGUCACAUGGGCAGUGUACCGUCAAAAAUCUCUUAGAACGUGGAACAACGCACUCCUGGUCAACCUCGCCGUCAUCGACAUCCUCCGUUGUUGUAUUGACUGUCCCAUUCUUCUCACCAUCGUUCUGAAGGGACCCGUAGGAGGACUGCUCUGUGACACCCAGGUCGCCUCCUUCUCAUUCAGCUGCUGUAUUCAGUUGCUCACCUUGGCCUGCAUCAGCAUGGAAAGACAUCAAGCGAUCACCCACCCUUUCAAAAUCACCCAGCGCCGAAGACGGAUUCUGGUGUGGAUCCCCUUGACCUGGAUGGUGGGUGUUCUCGUUGCGGCCUUUUGUUUGACGUUUGUCAAGGACUCACCUGUGUAUGUUAGGUGCAGGGGAUGGGAGGUAAACGUGCAACUAUCCUAUGACACCUUUGGACUCUACAUAUUACUUCCGCUAUGGUCAACCUGCUUCACUGUCAUUAUUGGAUUCUAUGCUCGUAUAUUUAUCAUAGUGAGAGCACACGGUCGAAAAAUAUUUGAUAAAGGAUCUUUUCCAGCUCCCAAACAGGACAUCAUGAAAGAAGCAACAAAUACAGUUCAGGAAGAGGAUGAUAAAGAUGGGAAAACAAAACAUGAGGAAUCUGAGAAAACUGAAAUAGAGGAGAAAAGGGAAAUGGACCGAAAAGAGAAUAGGCAAGGGGAAACUGUUAGGCAAGAACAUGCACUACCUGUUGAAAAACAGUUAUCUAGAAAAUACCCUGAAAUUGGAUUUACGAACACGACAACAAAGAACCCUCAAGGAGCCAUGAAAGGCUCUUCGGACAACAUGACAGAAACCAAGACUCUGCGUAGCAAAUCUAAGCUGCUCGCCACUAAGGUGAAACUACCAUGCGUUUCAUUCAUGCCACAGGUGGAUAACCCCAGUUCCAAGGUGCUCAAGUUGGUAGACCUGGAACAAGACAAGGAUGUCCGUCCACUCCAUCCCAAUUCCAAUAGUGAUCAUGAUGUCAAAGCAGAUGAUAUUUCUCCAUUACCUACCAAUGUUGAGGAGACUGUAGUAGCAAUCCCCGUUCCAGAAACUCCAGCUGCGGAGCAAUGCUUAGCGGUUGAAGGUGGCGUCUGUAUGAUGCCGUCGUUCGCUAACAAAGAGCACGCCAAAAAAAAGAAGGAGAGUAAACUGGCGAAGCGUUCUGGUUACAUCAUUCUCACCUUUCUGAUAUUCUGGAUGCCAAUGAUAGUGAUGAUGGUGGCCAACGUAUUCUGCAACAGAAACAGGAAGUUCAGGAUGGCGACUACUCAGAAUCUGGAGAUCCUGUUUGUAUCAGUGGCCUGCAUGACCUCUGCCAGUAACCCCAUAACCUACGCUGUGGUCAACCCUCAGUUCAGGACAGAGUUCUACUAUCUUAGGAGGAAAUGUCAACGGUUAUGGACAAGAGCUUAG
Oncorhynchus nerka (sockeye salmon) is the source of this 1563-nucleotide messenger RNA. RefSeq lists its product as uncharacterized. The transcript is spliced from 2 exons. Gene Ontology annotation, cellular component: dendrite; plasma membrane. Gene Ontology annotation, biological process: G protein-coupled receptor signaling pathway, coupled to cyclic nucleotide second messenger; chemical synaptic transmission. The coding region runs from base 1 to 1563 and encodes 520 amino acids. NCBI's taxonomy places the organism in Eukaryota, Metazoa, Chordata, Actinopteri, Salmoniformes, Salmonidae. Gene Ontology annotation, molecular function: G protein-coupled serotonin receptor activity; neurotransmitter receptor activity. The record is from RefSeq and is a predicted model, not a curated record.